Periophthalmus magnuspinnatus is the source of this 4860-nucleotide messenger RNA. It is a transcript of the gene elna, whose product is annotated as elastin a. The transcript has 48 exons. Gene Ontology annotation, molecular function: extracellular matrix structural constituent. Lineage: Eukaryota; Metazoa; Chordata; Actinopteri; Gobiiformes; Gobiidae. The record is from RefSeq and is a predicted model, not a curated record. The coding region runs from base 191 to 3616 and encodes 1141 amino acids.
ACAGCAACACCAGACAUGAGCAAGAAAAAAAGCAAAGUGGUCCACACAACCAGAGCCUUUGCCCUCUUUUAAUUAUCUACAUCUUGUCCCCUUUUCACUUUUUUUCUCCAUAGACUCCCGGACGGUGGUAAUUAAGAAGAAGAGAAUAAAAGCAGCUGAUCCAGGGAGGGGUGGUGCAUUUUGCAGCGAGAUGGCUAACAGAGAGGUUCUGUGGCUGUUGUGUGGACUCUUCCUUCUAUUAGUGAUUCAGCCUUCUCUUCAAGGAGGUGUGUACAUACCACCUGGUGCUGGAGUUGGACCCGGAGCAGCAGGCUUCUAUCCAGGGUCUGCUGCAGGAGUCCCACCGGGCUACAAACCAGCCAAGCCUGCAGUUCCAGGUUAUGGAGGUGGAGGCCUGGUCCCUGGCGGGGUGGUACCUGGAGGAGUGGGGCCUGGAGGAGUAGGGCCUGGAGGAGUAGGGCCUGGAGGACUGGUGCCUGGAGGAGUGGUGCCUGGAGGAGUGGUGCCUGGUGGGCAAGGGUAUGGAGGACUUGUACCAGGACAAGGUGUGAAACCUCCAAAACCAGGAUAUGGCAACCUUGGAGUGGGCGGACUUGGCGGAGGGGGUCUUGGAGCCGGUGGUCUUGGGGGAGGUGUGUUUAUGGAGGAUAUGGGGGGGGGCGGUGGGGGGAUUUACCCAGGAGCUGGCCAGAAAGCUGCAAAAAGAGGUGCAGGGGGAGGUUUUUUACCUCAAACAGGAGCUGGAACUGGUCAUGGUCCUGGGGGAACUGGAGCGCAUAUAAUUCCUCAGACUGGCCUUCCUGGCGGGACGACUGGUGGAACAGGGAAAAAAGCAGCCAAAGUGCCAGGGGUGGGAAUACCUGGUCUCUACCAAGGGGGGCUAGUCCCUGGACAAGGCUUUGGGGGACGUGGAGUUCUUCCUGGAGUACCCACUGGGACUCACCUAAGUCAAAAAUCAAAUGCAGGAGGAGGGCAAACCGGAGUUGGACCAGGUGGCCGUGGAUAUGGUCAGACUGGAUUGUUUCAUGGAUAUCCUCUUAAAUCGCCUAAAGUGCCAGGGGCACAGGGAGCAAAACCCGGAGGAGGCAAACAGCCCUUUGCCUAUGGGGGGUUUGGCAAUACCGGAGCUGGACUUCCUGGAGGAAAGAGUAGUUCUGGAGCAAUACCUGGAUACCCUGUUGGAACAGGAGUGGGACAGCUUGGAACAGGCGUGCUGGGAGGAGGAGGUUAUGGAACAGGAGCUGGGCCUGGAGGAGUGGGUGGUGGGCAAUACUCAGCGGCUUCCAAAGCUGCAAAAUAUGGAGCGGGGGGUCAAGUGGGAGCAGGUGGACUGGGAGGAGGAGGUUUUGGUGGGGUCCCUGGAGGUGUCCCAGGUGGUGGACUCCCUGGUGGUGGCGGACUGGGUGGUGGGGGAGUCCCUGGUGGCGGACAAUACUCUGCUGCUGCCAAAGCUGCUAAAUAUGGAGUAGGAGGGCAGGUGGGAACAGGACUGGGAGGAGCUGGAGGUUAUGGUGGUGGACUCCCAGGUGGUGGUCUCCCAGGUGGCGGACUCCCUGGUGGUGGACUCCCUGGUGGUGGACUCGGUGGUGGAGGACUGGGUGGUGGUGGACUCCCUGGUGGUGGACUCCCUGGUGGUGGACAAUAUUCUGCUGCUGCCAAAGCUGCUAAAUAUGGUGCAGGAGGUCAGGUGGGAACAGGAUCGGGAGGAGCAGGAGGGUAUGGUGGUGUACUCCCUGGUGGUGGUGGACUGGGUGGUGGCGGACUGGGUGGUGGUGGACUUGGUGUUGGAGGACUCCCUGGUGGUGGCCAAUACUCUGCUGCUGCCAAAGCUGCUAAAUAUGGUGCAGGAGGUCAGGUGGGAACAGGACUGGGAGGAGCAGGGGGUUAUGGUGGCGGACUCCCUGGUGGUGGAGGACUUGGUGGUGGCGGACUGGGUGGUGGGGGACUCCCUGGUGGCGGACAAUACUCUGCUGCUGCCAAAGCCGCUAAAUAUGGUGCAGGAGGACAGGUGGGAACAGGUGGAGCGGGAGGAUAUGGUGGUUUGCCUGGUGGCGGACUCCCUGGUGGCGGACUCCCUGGUGGAGGACUCCCUGGUGGAGGACUCCCUGGUGGAGGACUUCCUGGUGGAGGACUUCCUGGUGGAGGCCUGGGUGGUGGACAAAUCUCUGCUGCUUCCAAAGCUGCUAAAUAUGGAGUAGGGGGACAAUUGGGAACAGGAACAGCGGGUGGAGGUUUUGGUGGAGCAGGAAGAGUGCCUGGAGGGGUUCCCAGUGGAGGACUGGGUGGUGGACAAUACCCUUCCAAAGCUGCUAAAUAUGGUGCUAGUCCAGGAGGAGCUGGAUUUUUUCCAGGUGUACAAAAUCCAGCAAGAAGUCCUUAUUCACCCGGCUAUGGAUCCUUGGCAUCUGGGGCAAAACCUCCAAAGUAUGGUGUAGCUGGAGGUGGAGGAGCUGGACAAGUUUUUUCUGGCACUGGAUAUGGAAAUGUUGGUACCGGGACCGGAGGGAUACCCUUUGGAGGUGGACAGUAUUCUGCUGCAGCAAAAGCUCAAAAAUAUGCACAAGUUCCUGGAGGCACGGGGCUAGCGACAGGAGUGGGAGUGCCUACUGGUUUUGGACAACAGCAUCUUGCGGCUGCAAAGGCUGCUAAAUACGGUUUGACAGGGGGUCCUGGAGGAGUUGUACCUGGUACUGUUCCAGGAGCAUAUCCAGGAGGUGUUAAACCACCCAAACUUGGUGUCACUGGAGAAGGACUUACUCUACCAGGAGCUACACCCAGUACAGGACUCGGGGGUCAGCUACACGGCUCUGUAGUCCCAGGUGGUACAAGUCGCCCCGGUGGACAGGAAGCAACUGACCAGGGUACCGCUGGAACAGCUCGGCCAGAAUCUAUUCCUGAUGCCGUUAAUGGCACAGUUCCAGGUGUCCCACAGCCCAGCAGUAAGAUGGCUGGUGGCAUUGUUCAACCCGAUGCUGGGACAAGUGUUGGUGGAGCCGGUGUCCUAACGCCCCCUCGUGGUGAUACUCCAGGACAGGGUCAGCCAGUUGCACCUGUUCAACAACCUGGAGUUGGUGUAGGUACUGGGGUCAAACCACCAAAACCAGUUGUUCCAGGCCCCGGUCAAGGAGGAGGGUUAUACCCUUAUUCUGGGCCAUAUUCAGGUCCUUAUGGCACUGGGCCUCAAGUGCAGCCUGGAGUCAAGCCUUUAAAACCUCCAAGUGCUGGUGGAACUGGGGGUGGAAUUGGAAUACCUCUGACAGCUGGUGGUUAUCAAGGAGGACAGCUGGGAGCAGGUGCUGGAGCUAAACCACCCAAACCAGGUUAUGGCAAUCUUGGAGGAGGUGGGGCAUAUCCUGGAGGAGGUGGGGCAUAUCCUGGAGGAGGUGGGGCGUAUCCUGGAGUCGUAGCUCCUGGGGUCCAGGGGUAUGGAGCAGGUUAUCCACAGUAUUUUCCAGGUCAAGGUCAAGGUGGCUACGUACCUGCUCCAUUGACUCCUCAGCAAGCUAAAGCUGCAAAGUAUGGUGCUCUUCAAGGUUUUCUUGGGGGUGGUGGAGGAGGAGGCUACAGAGGUCCCGUCACAGGCUGCCAGGGAAAAUACUGUGGGAGGAGGAAGUAGAGGAUCUCUAGAGAUUUAGAGUGACCUCAAUAACAUGGUGCUACUGCAUGAAUGAGAAUGUACAUUUUUAUAUAAAAACAAAACAACCCCAUAUUAAAAAUGUAAAGAUGUUUUUACUUGACUAUGAGGGAGUCCUUGUUAAAACCCACCGACUUAGAAUUUUUGCAUACUUCAGUGUUUAGCUGCCUUUGGGGACUCUGAUGACCCCCUCUUUGGGGUGUAACUUUUGGAGUCUUGCAUUUCUUUAUUUAUGUGUGCGUGUGUUACCCGUGUGUUACAUUUACAGCUGAAGAGUAAAACUGUCCUGGUGUUUGGUGCUUCCACUGUAGUCCUGGAGCUCCAGACGAAGCACAGAGUCCGUUGUGGCUAACAUGUCACACAGUUUAUCCUGGACUGUGUUUGCCCAAACCUGAUGAAGUCUGGCCACUCUGUGCGUCGUCUGUGAUUCUCCCAUAUUUGCAGCUAUUUUUAGGCAAAGCAGUGGGAAACAGGGUUUGGGCCAACCCAUCUGCUCUCUGAAGCUGCGCUCAUUUGGUUGCUAAGCAGUUCGACUUCCUCAGCAAUAUUCGCAACGUGUGCUGUAUCAAAAACAAUUGUUAUUGAUUCAGAGCUGAAAUCAAACUAUUAUUAUUCAGUAUCAGAUUCUGUGUGGAAACACAGCUGAUCCUCAGAGUUCUCCUCUUCAGUUGGCUACACUGUGUAUGAAUGUAGGCUUUCAAACAUUAUUUUCAGUGAUUAUUUACCCUCAUGUAACUUUAUAAUGUUGUUUCACAUUUCUGCAUCAACAUUGACUCAUAGCUUUAUCGUUAUCAGGAAUAUGUGAAUAUAACUUCUGUUUUGAAUAUACUGUAUGUAUUGCUCAUAAUCAUACAGAACUGGCCACUUUAUCGCCAUGUUUAAAAAGCACAUGCUCCCAUUGGUUUAUUUACUUGAUGUGUAAUUGAAGAACGCUUGCUGACCAAAGGUUAAUAAGUGCUGUUGCCAAGUGACAAUGUUUCUAAAGAAGUGUACUGUAUUUUGUACUAAUUUGAUGUUUGCUGGCUUCAGUUUAUUACUGUGCCACGUAAGAACGGACUUCUAGUCAGACUCUGUCUUGUGUGCCUUGGAAUACAUUUCAUCUUUAUUUAAAACUGUUUUUAUAAGGAGGAACAGUGUGGUUUUGCACUUUUACAUCCAUGACACACCAGAUUGAUAAAAUUGUAUUUGCUUCAGUGAAUAAUAUAUAAUAAAACGUAUUUAAAUGA